GACACAGCGAACUCGACACUGUCCCGCCAACAGAGAGGGAAAUUUAAACACACUCACCGCCCCCGCCAACACAUUGCUAUUCACACUCGCCAUUCUGCGCUAUUAUACGCUGAUGAUCGUUGAUCCCUGGAUCUGUCUGAUGGCAUCAUGGACCCCACAGUGAUCCAGACUGGAGAGGUGCCGCUGGUGGUGGUGGUUAGUAGUGUGGUCACUCUGUGUUUGCUGGUGAUCACUACACUGUGGAUGUGCUGGAAGAUGAAGGCGGGGCUCAGCAGCCAAUCAGACGAGAGUGAUGACACAGACGAGUUGAAACCCCCUGAAAAUGAUUUGCCCACAGAAACACCCCAAACAGAGGAUUUUGAGCUGCCUCAGGACGAUCAGGACGAACCGCCGGACGAAGACAAUAACGAAGAAGAACCUGAAGAAGAAGAUAACGACAGUUGAAGCAGUGUGUGUUCUAGGGCGUCACAUCAAUGUCAAAAGUCAGGGGAGCAAAAACAACAGGUGAAAAAAAUUAACCAGCAUGUUUUAACAUUUUGUGCAUAUAAAUGAACUUCUUUUUCUCCUCUCGGGUUUUUUUUUCUCUCGAAUUCACAGUUCUCCUCCUACUGUUGUUUUUGCGCUCAAGUUUUUUUGACAGUUGACAGGGUCGCCUCCCUCAGCAAAUGCUAUUGGCUGAUAUCUCUAGGGUUUGUGACGGACCACCUACUAACAACAGCUGGAAGAGUUAGCUAACUGGCUAUGCUAACAUCCAAACAACCCGCUCUCCGGCACGCCGACUCUGUCUGCCUGGGUUAGCUCCUCGAGUGACCGUCUAUCAGCCAAUAGCAUUCGCUGAGGGAGGCGACCCUGACCCCGCCCCCAAACUGUCAAAACCACCCCUUUCAAAACUAGAGCACAAAAAACUCACUCGAGUGAAAACAGCAGCACGAGGUAAACUGUGAAUUUGUGAGGAAAAAGAACACCCGAGAGGAGAAAAAUGAUGCUCGAGAGAGAUAUUCUAUUCAGCGCGCACACGAUUCCCUUUUUUUUGCUCGCGAGUUUCACAUUUGUGCUCACGAGAAGUACAUUUACACACUCAACAUGUUAAAACACGCUG
Molecule: messenger RNA, 1099 nt
Organism: Astyanax mexicanus (Mexican tetra)
Lineage: Eukaryota; Metazoa; Chordata; Actinopteri; Characiformes; Acestrorhamphidae
Exons: 4
Coding region: 148-444 (98 amino acids)
Source: RefSeq, a predicted model, not a curated record